This is a messenger RNA of Peronospora matthiolae, 1449 nucleotides long. The record is from the annotation of a GenBank genome assembly. Lineage: Eukaryota; Oomycota; Peronosporomycetes; Peronosporales; Peronosporaceae.
AUGAUGCGGGACAUUUUACGGGAAGAUAUUGGGGGAGAGGCUCGAGCGAGUGGGUUCUCGAGACUCAAGCACAGUGGCGGAGGCUUGGAAGUCACGAUGGAAGAACCGACGUGCGAAGACGAUAUUGAGUGGGGCCAAGUGUUCUCGGCGGGGGACAGCGCUCGGAGCUUUGUCGAAGCUGAAGUGAUUUCUGCCAUCGAGUACGACCGGUCAGGAGACUUUUUAGCUACAGGGAACAAAGGCGGACGAGUGUCCAUUUAUUGUCGCCACGGAAAUCCAACAUCGAACCAGAGUAUGUACGGCGCAACGACUGAUCCGCGCUACCAGCUGUACACUGAGUUCCAGAGCCACAAUGCUGAAUUCGACUACCUCAAAAGUCUGGAGAUCGAAGAAAAGAUCAAUCAGAUCAAGUGGUGCCACGCAUCCAAUGGGUCGCAGUGGUUGUUGUCUACCAACGACAAGACCAUCAAACUAUGGAAAGUGCACGAGCGUAGCGUCUGCGAGAUCACGACGUACAAUGGAGAGGGUCUUGCCUACGUGCCACGAGCGCAAAUAUCACCGGAGCUCAUACGACUGCCACAGACCCAAGUUUGUGGCUAUGUUACAGCAUCUACCGCUAAGCGAGUCUACGCCAAUGCACACACGUACCACAUUAACUCGAUUGCCAUCAAUAGUGACGGGGAAACGUUCAUGUCCGCAGACGACCUUCGCGUAAAUUUGUGGAGCCUCGGCAUUUCGGAUCAAAGCUUCAAUAUUGUAGAUAUCAAGCCGACAAACAUGGAGGAACUUACCGAGGUUAUUACGGCUGCGGAUUUCCACCCGACACAAUGCAGCAUGAUGAUGUAUAGCACUAGUCGGGGUGCCAUAAAGCUAGGAGACAUGCGGCAAGCAGCAUUGUGUGACUCGUACUCUCAAGUGUUCGAAGAGCCAGAAGAUCCUGAAGCACGGAGCUUUUUCUCCGAGAUUAUCGCGUCGAUUUCAGACGUUAAAUUCUCUCCCGAUGGCCGCUAUAUUAUUGCACGUGAUUUUCUCACACUGAAGAUCUGGGACAUCAACAUGAACUCGCGCCCAGUUCAAACGAUCAAUAUUCACGAGCACCUACGUCCACGGCUAGGCGAUCUGUAUGAGAGCGACUGCAUCUUUGAUAAAUUCGAGUGCGCCGUCAGCGGGGAUGGCAACAACUUUAUCACGGGCUCGUAUAACAGCGAGUUCCAUAUUUAUGACCGCCGUGGACGUGCUGAUAUUUCCAUCACACCGCGUACUGCACGAGUGAGUCGCCGUCACUCGAUGCCCCAGCGAGGUCUUGCGCAGCAGAUCGCCGCCUUGCCUGCUCCUGGUGAUCCCAAUGCACUGGACUUCUCCAAGAAGAUCCUGCAGACUAGCUGGCAUCCUUCAUUGAACGAACUCGCUGUGUCCAUUCGCAACAGCCUCUUCGUGUAUGCUGCCUAG